ACAGUCUGGGAUGUCGGAGGCUUCACCUGGGAGAAAGAGAUAGGUGGGGCCAGGGUCGUGUUGCACCACAAUAAUAGAGGAAGGUGGAUGACACUGAUUUGCGUUAUGGAAAUCAGCUGAACAAUGUUUAUGAAAAAACAGUCCUGCUAAUCGCUAUCUGUGGUCGGUGGAGCUUCGUGACUGGAGGCUCAGCUCUGGCUCCUAGUUACAAGUCAUUUACAAGAACUCGAGGAGAGUAAUAGCCCGCUGCAGGUUUGAUGCAAAUGUUGGCAUCUGGGAAGCUUCAGGUCUCUCAAUAGGAUUGCUCAUUCGGCUUCCAUCAAAGAUUCAUCAAGAAGAGUGGCAUAACUGGAGUCUGUGAACAUCUAAGUCUGUACAGCGUCAUGGCCAAGGAGAGUGUUCAAUCUGGCCUCACAUGGGAGGUGAGGGCAAACAGCCGCCACUACCACAAACACAAACAGAAGAAAUCCUUCCUGUGCUUCCACUGGGGGCGAUACGCAGAUAAUGUGAUGCGCAGCUACAAGUACACUCCUCUCACUUUUCUGCCAUUGACGCUGUUUGAACAGUUCCAACGAGCAGCCAAUCUCUACUUCCUCCUCAUGACGGUGAUGCAGUCUGUCCCUGUUAUGUCACCCAUACCGUGGUUCAUCACCAUCAUACCGCUGAGCGCUGUACUCUCUGUGAGAGCCGUGAAAGACCUCAGCAACGACAUGGCAAGGAGACGGUCCGACUCUGAAAUUAACUCCCGACCCUGUGACGUACUCAUCUCCCAGAGGUUUAACACAGCACAGUGGAAAGAUUUGUGUGUGGGAGAUGUGUUGCGGAUCCAUAAAGACCAAGUCAUCCCUGCAGAUCUUCUCCUUCUGUGUAGUUCAGAUCCUCACAGUCUGUGUUACGUGGAGACAGCUGAUAUUGAUGGGGAGACCAGUCUCAAAUACCGGCAGGCAGUCAGUGCUACACACAAUGAGCUGACCUCUCACCCCUCAGAGGAAACCCUUGGUGCCUUUGAUGGUGUUGUACUCUGUGAGGAACCCAACAACUGCCUGUACAAAUUCAGAGGUCAGCUCCAGUGGAGAGGAGAGUGUCUUCUCCUGGACAACGAGCAUAUCCUCCUGAGGGGAACAGUCCUACGCAACACAGAGUUUGCCUACGGCUUAGCCAUAUACACUGGCACGGACACCAAGAUCCUGAGAAACUGCGGGAAACAGAAAGUGAAGACGACUCAAACGGAAAAAGUUUUCAACAGAAUGGUGAUCGGGAUAGUCCUGUCCUUGCUGCUAGCAGCUCUGCUUCUUGCCAUUGGCAGUGGUGUGUUUUCGAGUCAGGUCAUGAGCCAGACAUGGGUUCUGUCUGCUCUGGUGGUUAACGGCAAUCCAGUCUACACCGCAUUCCUCAUCUACUGGAGCUACAUCAUCCUUCUCAGUCCAGCUAUGCCCAUAGCACUCUAUAUCUCGUAUGAGGUGAUCCGCACAGUCCACAGCCUGUUGAUUGGCUGGGAUUUGGAGAUGUAUUGGCAGCCUGCAGACAGACCGGCCCAGGCCAGAAAUACCUCACUGACUGAGGAGCUCGGCCAAGUGGGCUACCUGCUGAGUGACAAAACUGGGACACUAACCCAGAAUCGCCUUCUCUUCAGACAGUGUUGCAUAGCUGGGGAGAUCUAUGGUGAUGCAUCAGUCAGGGAAGAGGACAUUGAGCCCAUGGAGUUAAGCUGGAAUCCGUACUCCUGCGGUGGUUUGUCCAUGUCAGCUCCCAGCCUUGUGGAGAAACUCCGAGGACAGCAGUGUCCACUCAGCAGACAGUUCCUUACUGCACUGGCUUUAUGUCAUACUGUCACGGCAGAGUGGAAGGAAGAGACGCCGGUCUACCAAGCUGCAUCCCCAGAUGAGGAGACUCUUGUUGGUGCAGCCAGGGAACUUGGCUGGGUCUUUCUUUCCAGGACGAGAGAUUUUAUCGUCGUCUCCGAGCUCGGUGUCACUCGCCAGUAUCAGCUGCUGGCUGUGCUAGACUUCACCAGUCAGAGAAGAUGCAUGUCUGUACUGGUGCGGGAGCCAGAGGGUGGGUUAAAACUGUACUGUAAAGGGGCGGAUAUAGUGAUCCUGGAGAGACUGCAGAAGGACUGUCCAUAUCAGGAAAGAACUAAAAGAGCCCUGGAGUUGUUUGCUGAGGCCCGUCUGAGGACACUGUGUGUUGCGGUUCGAUCUGUUCCUGAGGCAUCAUGGGAGCAGUGGAGUAAAACUCUUGCAGAGUCUGCUGCCAUGGCGAUCUGUGACCGUGAUGCUCUGCUGGAAAAGCUAUAUGAUCAAAUGGAGAGAGACCUGCAGCUUCUGGGGGUGACAGCGACAGAGGAUCGGCUACAGGAGGCCGUUCCAGAGACUAUUGCACUUCUUCAAGAAGCUGGGCUCAAAGUAUGGGUACUGACUGGAGACAAAAAAGAGACUGCAGUUAAUAUUGGAUAUUCUUGCAAACUACUGGAUCCUGAUACAAGAUUAUUGGGAUGGCAGGAGCUGAGACAGAUACUCGAGUCCCCAGACCCACAGGUCAGUUUCUUCAAGGCCAGACAGACAGAGCUGUGGGCUGUAGACAAGGAGAUGGCUGGUGCAAAGACUUCUGUGGUCCUCACUGGACCUGAGUUGGCAGAGUUUGACCAGAGACCAGAAUGGGGGGCCACAUUCAUGCGCCUGGCAGAAGAGUUUCAGUCGGUGCUAUGCUGCCGUGUAACACCUGCACAGAAGUCUGAAAUUGUCAAACUGGUCAGGAAACACACCAGCUCGGUCACUAUGUCCAUCGGUGACGGCGCCAAUGAUGUAAACAUGAUCAAGACGGCUCAUGUUGGCGUGGGAAUUGCAGGAGUGGAGGGAGGUCAGGCGGUGCAGAAUGCAGACUUUGCAUUGUCCCAGUUCAGGUUUCUGCAGAGGCUGCUUCUAGUCCAUGGCCGCUGGUCCUAUCGCCGCAUUUCCCUCUUCCUGCAUUAUUUUCUGUUUAAGACCUGCAGUUUUGCGCUUGUGCAUAUGUGGUUUGGUAUCUUCAACGGCUUCAGUGCUCAGUCUCUGUAUGAGUCAUGGUUCAUCUCUUUCUACACUGUCUUCUACACAGCGUUGCCAAUUAUGUGUUUGGCUAUUUUUGAACAGGAUGUGAGUGCAGAAAGCAGUCUGAAAUUUCCCGAGCUGUACAAGUUUGGACAGAGACAGGAGCUCUCCAACCCAAUGAUGUUGUCCUUGACACUUCUGUAUGCUGUUUACGCAUCACUUGUUCUCUUCUUCAUCCCGUUUGGAGUUUUCUACGACACAGCCCUUGACUUCCAGACCAUGGCAGUCACUGUCGCCAUGGCAGCCACGUUUACUGCCACAGCUGAGAUUGUGCUGCUGACCAGACACUGGACGAAGUUCAAUAUAGCAGCUGUGUGUGUCUCUGUGCUGCAGUUUUUCAUCUGUACAAGGGUCUGCCACAGCACUCUCUUUUUUCAGAAUUCACCCAGCAACUAUAUCUUUCUCGGAGUGUUUAAUAAAGCCUUCACUGAUCCAGUUGUGUGGCUCACAGCUCUGCUCACCACCUGGACAGCAGGUGUACCCUCAAUGACUGCUCACGCUCUCAGUGUGGUGGUCACCACCCAUGACAAGCACAAGAUCCACAGCAUGACCCGUCAGCCAGUGGAACUGAGGUCACAGUCCAAAAGAGGGACGUCUCGGCGCCGUUCCUCUCACGCUGUCUCUCAGGGCGCCGGGCAUGGACGCAUCAUCACCACAGGGACCAGCAUCUGCAACCUGCCUGGGCAUUAUGAGAAGGUGACUGAAAGUAGUACUGAUUUACUAGGCCAAUAAUGAUGCCCUCAUGGUGCAUGAAUACUGACUAAUUAUUGCUAUUUUUAUAUUGGAAAAUAAGGGGUCAUAUUAAUUGUUACUGCAAUGUAGAAUUAAGCGGUUACUCAUUAUAUUUCUGUAUUUUAGAAAUGUUUUUGGGCUAAUUCUUAUUGUAGCCGUCAUGCUACUGUAUGGCUAUUUUCCAAUAAAGUAAACUAUAUAAUACAUAAAGUA
This is a messenger RNA of Amphiprion ocellaris (clown anemonefish), 4031 nucleotides long. It is a transcript of the gene atp8b3, whose product is annotated as ATPase phospholipid transporting 8B3. Bases 384 to 3818 code for a protein of 1144 amino acids. NCBI's taxonomy places the organism in Eukaryota, Metazoa, Chordata, Actinopteri, Pomacentridae. Gene Ontology annotation, biological process: phospholipid translocation; Golgi organization. The transcript has 29 exons. The record is from RefSeq and is a predicted model, not a curated record. Gene Ontology annotation, molecular function: ATP binding; ATP hydrolysis activity; magnesium ion binding. Gene Ontology annotation, cellular component: plasma membrane.